Messenger RNA from Vombatus ursinus (common wombat), 2638 nucleotides. It is a transcript of the gene TRAPPC6A, whose product is annotated as trafficking protein particle complex 6A. Gene Ontology annotation, cellular component: cis-Golgi network; trans-Golgi network; TRAPP complex. NCBI's taxonomy places the organism in Eukaryota, Metazoa, Chordata, Mammalia, Diprotodontia, Vombatidae. The transcript is spliced from 7 exons. The record is from RefSeq and is a predicted model, not a curated record. The coding region runs from base 1121 to 1675 and encodes 184 amino acids. Gene Ontology annotation, biological process: endoplasmic reticulum to Golgi vesicle-mediated transport; regulation of GTPase activity.
CACUGGCAUGGGGUGGGGGGAAUCAGGAAUAUUCCUUCCCAGAUAAAUAUAAACCGGGCAUUUACAAAAUAAAGGCACAUUGAUUUGGAAGAGAGGGGCAUUGACCUCUGGGCAAUAUGAGGUGGCAUUUGAGCUUAGGGCCUUAGGGGUUCCAAGAGGAUGAAGUGGAAGGAGUGACUUCCAGGGUUUGAGGAGACGGCUUGUAUGCAUGCACAGAGGCACAUCAGCGAGCAGGCAUCAGCUGAGGCGCACAGCGCAUGAAGGGAAGCCUGGAAGAAGGUGGCAGCCAGCCUGCCAAGGGCUUCCUGUGCCAAAGGGGAGUUUCUGCUCCAUCCUCGGCCGCUGGGGCAGUCUUACUGAAGCUUUUUGAGCAGAAUCGUGUCGUGGUCAGUUCUGUGCUUGGACUUCCCAUUUGACGGCAGUGUGGAGGAUGAGGGAUAGAAAGAAGAGACUGGAUGCAGAGACACCAAUUACGAAAGUCCAGACAAGGGAUGAUGAGGAGCUGGACCACAGUAGUUGGAGCUGGGCACAGAUACUGAGGUGGAAUUCAAGGCUUAGCAGCUGCUUGGCCAGAGAAGGGAGUGAGGAGAGAUUGGGAAGCCACGAUUGACUCCCAGCUUGUGAAUUUGGCAAAGAUGGUGCCCUUGGCAGAAGGGAGGAAGUUAGGAGAAAGGGGCAGGAAGACGUGAGUUUGGUUUGGACGGUUUGGAAUUUGAGAUGGCUGUGGGUGGCGAUGUCUGGUGGGCAGCUGGGAAGGUAGAACUUGAUGGAGAUAGGAGGGCAAGGCCCGUGGAAUGGGGAGGGAAGGAAGGAGGGCAGAGACCCUGCUGAGCAGAGAGAGGAGCCAGGAUGGUGCCAGGCGGGUGGCCCAUACCAGGGAUGACACUGGAGUUGUGGGAGAGAGAUUGCGGGCGACCUUGCAACAAGUGAAUUCAUUUUCGUGAAGGAAUUGGAAGCCGGACUGCAAGGAAUUGAGAGGUGCUAGGACCUUCUCCAUCAAGUGACCAUGUUUCUGUUUCGUAUAUGCUUAACUAUAGGCCCCUGUUGUCUCCCUUGGUUAGACUGGGCACACCCCCACCCACACCCCCUCAGUGCCUGGCGCAUAGUAGGCCCUUACUGAAUGCUUGCAGAUGAGGCUAUAGAGCACCAGAUGCAGGCUGUGGGGCCUUGUGGAAGGAGGGUAGACCCUGUCCCACCAUCCGGGUUUGAAUCCUGCUGGGCCACUGCUGGGCAGCCUUGUGCCCGCCCCUGCCCCCGGAAAAAGGGGAAGGUGAACCAGGGACAGAGGAAUGGCUUGACAGUCCUUGAGGGCAUGGGUUUCCGUGUGGGCCAGGGCCUGGCUGAGAGGCUGCCCCGAGGGGCUCUGGUCUUCAAAGAGGAGCUGGACACCAUCAAGUUCCUGUGCAGGGACCUGUGGGGGGCAGUGUUCCGGAAGCAGACGGACAAUCUCAGGACCAACCACCAGGGCACCUACAUCCUGCAGGACAACAACUUUCCCUUCCUGACUCAGAUGGCCUGGGGCCAGCAGUAUCUGGAGGAGGCCCCCAAGUUUCUUGCCUUCACGUGUGGCCUUCUCCGGGGUACCCUCAGCGCCCUGGGCAUCGAGAGCUCUGUCACAGCCAGCGUGGCCUCCCUUCCUGCCUGUAAGUUCCAGGUGGUGAUUCAGAAGGCUUAAAAGACCCCAGGCCCAAGCAUUGGCCCUUCCGCAUCUGCUGAGGCAGGUUCUAGAUCCCGGCCCAGGGCCCAGAGAGUGCGCAUUAGGGUUAGCUGGGAGACCCUGCUUUCUGGGAUAACCCCUUCGUUCCUAAUGGAAAAUUAUAGGGUGCUUUACAUGGAUUCACAACCAUCCCAGGGAUUAGGCAACGAGUAUCCCCAUUAUACAGAUGAGAAUACUGAGGCUUAUGGAGGGAAAGGACUGCCGGGAGAUGUUGAAGCUGGAACAAUGGAUUCCUCCUGCUGGGGGUCCCGAGCUUUGAGGAGCUCCACCCUGUGCCCCUUCUACGUGGUCCUUGACCAGGGGCCAAGACCUCGCUGCCUCCUGGAGCGGCCGUCUCUUCAUGGAUGGGUCUGAUUUUUAGGAGGGCUGUAGAUCUCCAUCCCUGAGUGCCUGCUUCUUGUGCCCCCAGGGACCAAGUGAGAUAAAUCUGGGACCCCUCCCCCGUGACAGCCCUUCUAACGCCGGAAGGCCGAGCAGUGGGAAGAGCCCUGACCUCCCAGCACUCUCUUUCUUCCAGGCUUGGUUUCCCCAGGCGUUUUCCCAUUGUGCCUUAGCAUGGUCUGCAGUCCUCUGACUAUCCUGGUUCCCAUUUUUCGGACAGGCCCCCCUCUCUCCAUGCCUUUCCCGAGAUGGGAGCCCAGACCUAAUCCUCUGCUCCCAGAGUGGUGACCCCAGCAGGUCACCCAACCAGGGUUGAGAAUCUGGGGAACCGUUUGGGGCUGUGGGUAUUUGUUGGAACCAUGAGGUCCUAAGAAGGUUAGUGGUUCUGGAGUCAUGGAGGAGCCUGGGUGACGGCCGGGGUCAGGAGCUGGAAGGACCCGGGCUCAGGGAGGCACAGUCAGCCCCAGAGGCUGAGGGGCCCUCUGGGCAGCAUUCCGAGGUAUUCUCCAAUAAAGCCUAGACCUGGCUGCGUGAGCCUCA